UAAUCAUUUGAACAAAACGUGCUUUAGACCGUCCCCAACUGCACCUCAGUGCUCUCAUAACUGUUUCAUCAUUCAUAACGAAGCGAUCAUGUCCGUCCUCACACUCCCGACCGAGUUCCCCGCACUUGCAGGCAAGAUUGUAGUCAUCACCGGCGGCGCAAGCGGUAUUGGCGAGGGCUACGUACGCGUCGCUCGUGCUAAUGGGGCCAAUGUCGUCUUUGGCGAUCGAGAUCAGGUGCUCGGCAAUAAAGUCGCAGAAGCUCAUGGUGCUACAUUCGUUCCAACGGAUGUGACAUCUUAUGCAGACCAAUUGAAUCUGUUUGCGACAGCUUUCCAGAAGUACGGUCGAGUGGAUCAUGCCAUAGCGAACGCUGCAAUUUAUGAGCCAGAUUCGUGGUUUCCGGAGACAGCUGAUCUGGCGAGCGUUCAGAAGGAGCCAUCCUCACUGGUGUACGAUGUCAAUGUUCGUGGCGUGACCACCUUCUCGCAUAUCGCGUCCGUGUAUUUGCGGCAGGGGGUCACAUCUCCGACGAACGACGACAAGUCGCUCACAAUUGUUUCCUCCACGGCCGGAAUCCAUGUGGCACAUAAGACUCCACUUUAUGGGACCUCUAAAGCCGCAAUCAAUUACUUGGGCCGGGCGCUGUCCAAGACACUUCCGACCACACACGGGAUCCGCGUGAACGUCAUCUGCCCAUCAAUCACGCGUACGCCUUUGGCCGUCGCCGCCCACAUGAUCAAAAUGUUCGAAGACGCAGAGAUCCCGGUACAGAGCUCGGAGGACGUGGGCAACGUUAUCGCAGCGACCAAUUGCGAUCCCUCCAUGAAUGGCAAAACGCUGUAUGUCCACGCGGGAAAAGCCUAUGACUUGCAGCUGGACUCGCCUACGGUUCAAACUGAGGUGCUAGGCUCGGAGAUUCUCGAAACCAUGGGCAAACUAGCCAAGAGGUAUCAACGAUCUUCCUAGAGCAGUCGCUGUCCUAGUGCGCUCGUUUUGUGACGUAUGCGAAGGUUUCUGCUGUCGUAUAGUUGCUGUAGUAUUAUAUCAAUACAGGCGAAUCUGAAUGUUGUCAGCAGGAGGACCACGUUGACGUGUCUCAAAUAGCUCUCUGCAGCGCUUUUAUGCCAUUUGAUCAUGCUAAGAAGCACAUAACUCUCCGUGCUUGCGGAGAGUAAGCUCAUUUUGUCGGCAUCGCUUUCACCAAAAGGAUUUGGAUUCCACACAAUACCUGG
This is a messenger RNA of Cercospora beticola, 1233 nucleotides long. RefSeq lists its product as uncharacterized. Gene Ontology annotation, molecular function: oxidoreductase activity. The record is from RefSeq and is a predicted model, not a curated record. Lineage: Eukaryota; Fungi; Ascomycota; Dothideomycetes; Mycosphaerellales; Mycosphaerellaceae.